GUUCGUAUAGCCCAUUUGCUAUUUUGCUGAACUCCGACCUUUCCGUUCCCUCAAAAUCUUUCUAGGGUUUUACUCAGCCGAAUCUCUCUCUCUUACUCUCUAAUCUAUCCCGCUCGCAGUGUCUUCAACAUGAGCAGAUCGGGCCAGCCACCAGAUCUCAAGAAAUAUAUGGACAAGAAGCUUCAGAUUGGUUUGAAAAAAAGUUUGAGUUUUAUUGUACUCGUUGUUUGUGGUCUUCAGAAGAGAUUCUGGCCCAAGUGCGGGUUACUUGUCAAGUUAAAUGCAAAUCGAAUGGUCGUUGGUACGCUACGUGGUUUUGACCAGUUUAUGAACCUAGUGAUUGACAACACUGUGGAAGUGAAUGGCAAUGAUAAAAAUGAUAUAGGCAUGGUGGUUAUCAGAGGAAAUAGUGUUGUCACUGUCGAGGCUCUUGAACCAGUAAACAGAAAUUAGUGCUUAGAUAAUGCUGAGGAUUUUAUGUAUGAUUUAGUGUUUAUUUUGGAUGAUGGUAUGGCAAUUAGUUUUUUUUGAAGGAAGAUGUUGUGUAAUGUGGAUCAGGUGCUUGAUUGGUUGAAGCAGUUGUAUCACUUAUUUCUGGAUUCCCAUUUUCAAGCAGACUUAAUAGUCAUAUUAUACAUUUCUAUGGGUUCUGAUGGACAGACAAUGACUUAGGUUAAUAUAGUUCUCAUUCUGUCAUAACA
Messenger RNA from Carya illinoinensis, 701 nucleotides. Its product is annotated as probable small nuclear ribonucleoprotein G. The coding region runs from base 130 to 453 and encodes 107 amino acids. Gene Ontology annotation, biological process: mRNA splicing, via spliceosome; spliceosomal snRNP assembly. Lineage: Eukaryota; Viridiplantae; Streptophyta; Magnoliopsida; Fagales; Juglandaceae. The transcript is spliced from 5 exons. Gene Ontology annotation, molecular function: RNA binding. Gene Ontology annotation, cellular component: SMN-Sm protein complex; U12-type spliceosomal complex; spliceosomal tri-snRNP complex. The record is from RefSeq and is a predicted model, not a curated record.